AUGGGAUUUAAUUCACAAUUCACCAUACUUAAGGAUAACAAACUUACCGGACCUAACUAUAUUGAAUGGAAACGAAAUUUGGACAUUGUGUUGACUGCUGAGGAGUACAAGUUUUGCACUUAUGAACCCAAGCCUGAUCAGCCUGCUGCUGAUGCUCCUAAAGAUAAGAAAGAUUAUUAUAAGCGCUGGAUUAAGGCUGAUGAGAUGUCACGAUAUUACAUUCUGGCAGUAAUGGCUGCUAGGCAAGUAGCCAUGAUGGCUUUAAUGAACACUCAGAUGGCUGAAGGAACACCUAUAAGGGAUCGUGUUCUCAAGAUGAUGUCACAUCUGAAUGAGAUAGAGAUCCUUGGUGCUGAACUUGACGAGAAAACCCAGAUUGACAUUAUCCUUAUGAGCUUGUCCAAGAGUUUUGGGCAGUUUCGAUUGAAUUAUAACAUGAACAAGAAAAAGAAAAAGACUCAGACAUAG
Daucus carota subsp. sativus is the source of this 468-nucleotide messenger RNA. RefSeq lists its product as uncharacterized. The record is from RefSeq and is a predicted model, not a curated record. Lineage: Eukaryota; Viridiplantae; Streptophyta; Magnoliopsida; Apiales; Apiaceae. The coding region runs from base 1 to 468 and encodes 155 amino acids. The transcript is spliced from 2 exons.